AUGUCAUCUUCAUUUCCUGGAUCUUUUCCCAUCUCACAAAAGAAUAAAGCUCUAAUUAAACCAACAUCAAGUAAAAGAGUCAAUGCUAAAUUAAACUUCAAAACUAAUCUAUCUAAAAUAAGAAAUUAUUUUCAUGGUCAAUCCUCAUUUUGGAGGAAAAGUAAAGAUGCAUCAUCAGUUACAUUGAAACAACAACAUGGAAAUACAAUAGGAAGUCUCAUCAACGUGACUGUUCCUAUUUCAAUAUCCAAUACAACUCAUUACCAUGGUGGUAGUCAUGGCAGCAGCAGAACCAUCACCACUCUAAUACAACAAUGGGUUAUUUUAUCACCAUUCCAAAUCUAUGGAUUUAUGUUUCUUUUUGCAUUUUUAUUAUUCGUUAUCGCAUUCGGUAUAUUACAGAUACAUAGAACUAUUUCUAUUUUACAGAUCGCCGCAAAUGGAAUUCGUUAUACUUUAGUUGCUAAUCAUGGUGAAAUAGCGAUUCGAAUGAUAGCUGCUGCAACAGAAUUAGGAGUCCAAACUGCAGCUGUUUAUUCAGAAUAG
Molecule: messenger RNA, 546 nt
Organism: Cokeromyces recurvatus
Lineage: Eukaryota; Fungi; Mucoromycota; Mucoromycetes; Mucorales; Mucoraceae
Exons: 2
Coding region: 1-546 (181 amino acids)
Source: RefSeq, a predicted model, not a curated record